CUCUCCACGUCUCCAAUAUAAUAUCUCAAAGCUUAAACACUUUCUGAUAUAGUACUUCUUGAUGAAGGAAAUUCAUUUAGAAGAUGUUUUCACGUGCUUUGCGGAGCCAAUUGAAGGCCAGAUGUGCGUGGCGAGUUUUCUCAACGACAGCCUUUCGAGAGGCUGACUUCACUCAUGCUGUCAUUGGCGGAGGGGCAGUGGGUCUUGCCAUUGCAAGGCAAUUGGCUGCACGAAACGGAACAAGUACCGUGCUCAUCGAGAGGAACAGUGCGGUUGGGAUGGAAACAAGCUCCCGGAACUCAGAGGUAAUUCAUGCCGGCUUGUAUUAUGGCGCCACGUCGCUGAAAACAACCCUUUGCAUCCGUGGCCGCCAGCUGAUGUAUACCCUCUGCCAAAAAUAUGAGAUCCCGCACCACAACAUGGGCAAAUGGAUUGUCGCCCAAACAGACCAACAAUGGGAGGAACUCGUCAAAGUCCACAAGCUCACUCGCUCCAUCGAAGGUGUGCCCACGCACUUCGUAUCCCUAGAACAGGCCGCCAAGGAAGAGCCUUUCGUGCAAGCCAAAGCUGGGAUCCUGGCUUCCCCAACAACAGGAAUCAUUGACAGCCACGCAUACAUGCAAUUUCUGCUUGGAGAUUUCCAAGACAGGGGCGGAGAUAUCGCGCUCUUCAGCCCCGUAACUUGUAUCGAGGCUCUUGGUGAGUGCGGGUCCCAGGGUUGGGCUAUAACGACCAAGGAUAAACAGUCUGGGGAAGAAAGCACGAUUACCUCUGAGACGAUUAUCAAUUCGGCCGGUGUAGGUGGUGCUUGUGAUAUAAAUAAUAUGAUCUUACCGCCAGCCAGACACCAGACACAGUAUUACGCGAAAGGAAAUUACUUUUCAUACGCUGCAUCGACACCCAGCGUAAAGCGCCUCAUAUAUCCCGCCCCAGAGCCCGGAUUAGGAGGACUAGGAACACAUCUCACACUGGACAUCGCUGGUAGAAUUAGGUUCGGCCCUGAUGUUCAAUGGGUCGACGAUCCCAACGAUCUGGCCGUUGAUAGUUCUCGACUGGGAGAAGCAAUCACACAGAUCAAGAAGUUCUUGCCGUCGAUUAAAGAGGAGGCAAUCACGCCGGACUAUGCAGGAAUUCGUCCGAAGUUGGGAAAAGAUAGCGCGGUUGCGAGUGGAAAGGGGUUUCAGGAUUUCGUUAUCAGGAAGGAGGAGGAUUUUGUAGGGUUUGUGAAUCUUUUGGGGAUUGAGAGCCCUGGGUUGACUAGUAGUUUGGCGAUUGCGGAGAUGGUGGAGAGGUUGCUUUAUAAGUGAUUGGUAGGAGGGUUGAGGGUUGAGAAAGGUUUGAAGUGAUAGAUGUAUGGGUCUGGGAAGUGGAGAUGUCGUGAUGAUGGUGUGAAUGGGCGAGUUUCUGUGUCCGCUUAUUUGGCUAAACUGGGGCCCAGGCGUUGAAGUUAACGCGCGAACGUAUGUACAUUUGAUAGGAUUAUCAUUGCUCUAUCCUUAUUUAACUUGAUAUUUCCCCCUAUCAUUGAUGUGAAGGGGGCAGAAGCGAGUGCAAGGUAGCACUUAGAGAGGUGCAAAUCACUCAACAGAAUAUUUACUACAUUAAAAACUC
Messenger RNA from Hyaloscypha bicolor E, 1611 nucleotides. Its product is annotated as FAD dependent oxidoreductase. The coding region runs from base 84 to 1307 and encodes 407 amino acids. Gene Ontology annotation, molecular function: (S)-2-hydroxyglutarate dehydrogenase activity; (S)-2-hydroxy-acid oxidase activity. Lineage: Eukaryota; Fungi; Ascomycota; Leotiomycetes; Helotiales; Hyaloscyphaceae. The transcript has 3 exons. Gene Ontology annotation, cellular component: mitochondrion. The record is from RefSeq and is a predicted model, not a curated record.